AUCGUCCAAUUCUAAACAAUUGUCCCCCCCUCCCCCUCACCCCCCCUCGCCCCCCUCCUUCUCUCUUUAAAGAAUCUCCUCCAAUCAAAACAAAUUCCGACUCUAAUUCUUCAACAGAGAAUCACCAAUAAACCAAACCCCUUUGAAAUAGAAGGGGGGGAUCAAAAAUGGUAUUAAUGAAUCAAUGUUCAGGUCAAAAAUAAGAAUACGAUUAUUUGAGGGUUUGCAUACUAGUAUGUGUCAUGCAGACCUCAAACAUAAUGGAACAAGAAGAUGUCAGCCCUAAAGUUUCAUUAAAAAAGAACGGAUCGUUUAUUUGUGUAGCAGCACCAUUCUUGUAUGAUAAGUUACCUGAGGAACCCCUUAAGCUUUCCAUCCUCAAGUUGGAUGGGUCUUCUUUUGAUAUUGAAGUGCCUAGAAAUGGUAGUGUUGAAGAUCUCAAACAGGCCGUGGUAGAGGCCUUCAGCCAUUGCAAGAUUUCGUGGUUACAUGUAUGGGGUCACUUUUGCCUAAGCUAUUGCGGAAAAAAUCUACUUUCAGAUGAUGAUUUGAUAGGAACCUAUGGGAUCAAGGAUGGCGAUGAGCUGAGUUUUGUAAGACAUGUAUCCAUUGGUUACAAUCCCAAAAAGACACAAUCAGAAAGGGAGGACCAUCAAUUUGAUGAACCCAGAGUAUCCAAUGACUGUGAUGACAAAGAGUUGAAAGGUGAAGAAGAGGAAAAUGAUAACCAAGUUGAUUUAGAGAAUGAUGAAGACAAUAUUUCUGAGGAUGAGAAUAAUGGGGUUCUCGGUAGUUGCCAAUACAAGUUAUUUCAUUUAUGUAAAGGAUUGUUCUCAUACCAGAAACUGGAAAAUUCAGAAAGGAGAGCAGAACAGAAGACUGAGUAAUGAAUGCAUUAAUAUUUCCCAUGGUUAAUUGAGGCUCAGAGUUUAAAUAAGUUGUUGUGAAGCUGCACAAUAUCAAGUAUGACUUCCAAAGAUUGGUGAAAAGUAGAACAAUAACCAAUACUUUUUGCAGUUCUAGGAUAUGAAUCAAGUUGAAUUUCUAUUGUAAUCAACUCUGAUCGGAUCUCUAGACUUGUAACUUUGCAAUAAUUAAUUCAAUGAGCCAAGUUGCUUUUGAAUA
This is a messenger RNA of Capsicum annuum, 1125 nucleotides long. RefSeq lists its product as uncharacterized. The transcript has 5 exons. Gene Ontology annotation, biological process: mRNA splicing, via spliceosome. Bases 243 to 887 code for a protein of 214 amino acids. The record is from RefSeq and is a predicted model, not a curated record. Gene Ontology annotation, cellular component: U12-type spliceosomal complex. NCBI's taxonomy places the organism in Eukaryota, Viridiplantae, Streptophyta, Magnoliopsida, Solanales, Solanaceae.